UGGGAUUGCACCCCCUAUCCAAGAUGGCAACUGCAGCGAGUCAAAAGCAGGUCUCCAAGAAGCGUAAGUUCGUCGCCGAUGGCGUGUUCUAUGCGGAGCUUAAUGAACUUCUCACUACUAUCCUUGCUGAAGAUGGUUACUCUGGUGUCGAGGUCCGUGUGACUCCUAUCAAGACUGAGAUUAUCAUCCGUGCUACUAGAACUCGUGAGGUCCUUGGUGAGAAGGGUCGUAGGAUUAGAGAGCUCACUGCUCUUGUUGAGAGACGUUUCGAUUUCCCUGAGAACUCCGUCGAGCUCUUUGCUGAGCGUGUCGAUAAUCGUGCUCUCUGUGCCCAGGCUCAAGCUGAAUCACUUCGUUACAAGCUAUUGGGUGGUCUUCCUGUUCGUAGGGCUGCUUAUGGUGUAUUAAGGUUUGUUAUGGAGAAUGGUGCUAAGGGUGUUGAGGUUACUGUAUCUGGUAAACUACGUGCCCAACGUGCUAAGGUUAUGAAGUUUGCUGAUGGUUAUCUCCUAUCUACUGGUACUCCUAAGGAGAUGUAUGUUGAUCAAGCUAUUCGUAAUGUCGAUAUGCGUCAGGGUAUUCUUGGUAUCAGAGUUAAGAUUAUGAUGGCUUAUGAUCCUGAGGGUAAGAGUGGUCCCAAGACUCGUCUACCUGAUGAUAUCACCAUUCAUGAGCCUAAGGAGGAUACCGUCUUCCCUAUCGAGGCUACUACCACCGAGGAGGAAGUGCCAGCAGCAGCAGCAGCUCCUGAGGCCGUUGUGGCUGAGGAGCAGCAACAGCCUGCUGCUGCUGUGGAGAUCACCGCUUAAGUAGCUGAUGCUUUGGUUAUGAUGAUGAUGAACGAUUACAUAGUUGAUGACGAGCCGCUACUUGCUAUCCUGCUUCGG
This is a messenger RNA of Perkinsus marinus ATCC 50983, 887 nucleotides long. RefSeq names its product 40S ribosomal protein S3, putative. The coding region runs from base 24 to 809 and encodes 261 amino acids. Gene Ontology annotation, biological process: translation. The record is from RefSeq and is a predicted model, not a curated record. The transcript has a single exon. Gene Ontology annotation, cellular component: cytosolic small ribosomal subunit; nucleus. Lineage: Eukaryota; Perkinsozoa; Perkinsida; Perkinsidae. Gene Ontology annotation, molecular function: RNA binding; structural constituent of ribosome.